Molecule: messenger RNA, 7772 nt
Organism: Melozone crissalis (California towhee)
Lineage: Eukaryota; Metazoa; Chordata; Aves; Passeriformes; Passerellidae
Gene: KIF21B
Product: kinesin family member 21B
Exons: 35
Coding region: 40-4962 (1640 amino acids)
Biological process (GO): microtubule-based movement; mitotic spindle organization
Molecular function (GO): microtubule motor activity; microtubule binding; ATP binding
Source: RefSeq, a predicted model, not a curated record
UGCUCCGGGGCAGCGGCGGCCGCGGUGCCGUGCGGGGCCAUGGCGGCCCCGGACAGCUGCGUGAAGGUGGCCGUGAGGAUCCGCCCUCAGCUGCCCAAAGAGAAGAUAGAGGGAUGUCACAUCUGUACCUCAGUGACACCUGGCGAGCCCCAGGUGCUGCUGGGCAAGGACAAGGCCUUCACCUAUGACUUUGUCUUUGACCUGGACACGUGGCAGGAGAGGAUCUACACCACGUGCAUGGGGAAGCUCAUCGAGGGCUGCUUCGAGGGCUACAAUGCCACUGUGCUGGCCUAUGGGCAGACUGGAGCAGGGAAGACGUACACCAUGGGCACUGGCUUUGACAUGAGCAUCUCCGAGGAGGAGCAGGGCAUCAUCCCCCGGGCCAUCAGCCACCUCUUCAGCGGCAUCGAGGAGCGGCGGCGCGCGGCGCAGAGCCAGGGCCUGGCAGCGCCCGAGUUCAAAGUCAGCGCCCAGUUCCUGGAGCUGUACAACGAGGAGAUCCUGGACCUGUUUGACAGCACCCGCGACCCCGACUCGCGCCACCGCAAAUCCAACAUCAAAAUCCACGAGGAUGCCAGCGGGAGCAUCUACACCACAGGGGUCACCUCACGCCUCAUCAGCUCCCAGGAUGAGCUGAUCCAGUGCCUAAAGCAAGGAGCCCUUUCCCGCACCACGGCCAGCACCCAGAUGAACGUGCAGAGCUCCAGAUCCCAUGCCAUCUUCACUAUUUACCUGUGCCAGACGAGAGUGUGUGCCCGCCCAGAGCUGGUGAAUGAGGAGGUGAGCAGCCUUCUGGAUGGAUCCCAACCUGCUGCUGAGUACGAGACCUUGACAGCCAAGUUUCACUUUGUGGACCUGGCUGGCUCGGAGAGGCUGAAGCGGACGGGUGCCACGGGCGAGAGAGCCAAGGAGGGCAUCUCCAUCAACUGUGGGCUGCUGGCCUUGGGGAAUGUCAUCAGUGCCCUUGGAGACCAGAGCAAGAAGGUCGUGCACGUGCCCUACCGCGACUCCAAGCUCACCCGCCUGCUGCAGGAUUCCCUCGGGGGCAACAGCCAAACCAUCAUGAUUGCCUGCGUGAGCCCCUCUGACCGGGAUUUCAUGGAGACCCUGAACACGCUCAAGUACGCCAACCGCGCUCGCAACAUCAAGAACAAGGUGGUGGUGAACCAGGACAAGACGAGCCAGCAGAUCAGCGCCCUGCGCGCCGAGAUCGCCCGGCUGCAGAUGGAGCUCAUGGAGUACAAGGCAGGCAAGCGUGUGAUCGGGGAGGAUGGCACGGAGGGCUACAGCGACCUGUUCCGGGAGAACGCCAUGCUGCAGAAGGAGAACAGCGCGCUGCGCAUGCGCGUCAAGGCCAUGCAGGAGGCCAUCGACGCCAUCAACAGCAGGGUCACCUACCUCAUGAGCCAGGAGGCCAACAUGAUGCUGGCCAAAGCAGGUGACGGGAACGAAGCCAUCGGCACCCUGAUCCAGAACUACAUCCGGGAGAUUGAGGAGCUGAGGACGAAGCUGCUGGAGAGCGAGUCCAUGAACGAGUCCCUGCGGCGCAGCCUCUCACGGGUCUCUGCUCGAGGCCCGUUCCCCGUGGGCUCCUCACCGGGCCCGGGCCUGGCUGGGAUCUGCAGCCCCGCGGCCACCCUGGACACCGAGGCCUCCGACGUGCUCCGGAGGGCCAAGCAGGACCUGGAGCGCCUCAAGAAGAAAGAGCGGCGGCAGCAGAGGAAGAGCCCAGAGAAGGAGGCGUUUAAGAAGAGGCAGAAACUGCAGCAGGACAAUGGGGAAGAGACGGAUGAGAACGAGGUGGAAGAGGAAGAGGAAGAACAGGAUGAGAGUGGCUGUGAGGAAGAGGAUGGGCGCGAGGAUGAAGAUGAGGACUCGGCCAGUGAAGAGAGCCUGGUGGACUCAGACUCGGAUGCAGAGGAGAAGGCUGUGAAUUUCCAGGCUGACCUGGCAGAUCUGACCUGUGAGAUUGAGAUCAAGCAGAAGCUGAUUGAUGAGCUGGAGAACAGCCAGCGGCGGCUGCAGACCCUCAAGCACCAGUAUGAGGAGAAGCUGAUCCUGCUGCAGAACAAGAUUCGGGACACGCAGCUGGAGCGGGACCGGGUCCUGCAGAACCUCAGCACCAUGGAGUGCUACACCGAGGAGAAAGCCAACAAGAUCAAGGCAGACUAUGAGAAGCGGCUGAAGGAGAUGAACAGGGACCUGCAGAAGCUGCAGGCAGCCCAGAAGGAGCACGCUCGCCUGCUCAAGAACCAGAGCCGCUACGAGCGGGAGCUGCGCAAGCUGCAGGCAGAGGUGGCCGAGAUGAAGAAGGCAAAGGUGGCGCUGAUGAAGCAGAUGCGGGAGGAGCAGCAGCGGCGCCGCCUGGCCGAGACCAAGAGGAACCGGGAGAUCGCGCAGCUCAAGAAGGAGCAGCGCCGGCAGGAGUUCCAGAUCAGGGCUCUGGAAUCUCAGAAGCGACAGCAGGAAAUUGUGCUGCGGAGGAAAACCCAGGAGGUGUCAGCGCUGCGCCGUCUGGCCAAGCCCAUGUCCGACAGGGUGGCGGGCAGGACGGGCCCCAAGCCGCCCAUGCUGGACUCAGGGGCCGAGGUCUCGGCCAGCACCACCUCCUCCGAGCCCGAGAGCGGCGCUCGCUCCGUCUCCAGCAUCGUGCGCCAGUGGAACAGGAAAAUCAACAACUUCCUGGGAGACUCCUCGGCCUCCAUUAACGGGGCUCGGCCUGCCAGGAAGAAGUUCCCCAAGAAGGGGUCGAGCCAGACCUUCAGCAAAGCUGCCCGCCUCAAGUGGCAGUCGCUGGAGCGGCGCAUCUUCGACAUUGUCAUGCAGAGAAUGACCAUUGUCAACCUCGAGGCAGACAUGGAGAGGCUCAUCAAGAAACGUGAGGAGCUGUCGCUGCUGCAGGAGGCGUUGCUGGGCAAGCGGGCAAAGCUGCAGGCAGAGAGCCCCAAGGAGCAGAAGGGUCUGCAAGAGCUGAAUGAGGAGAUUGAGGUGCUGGGGGCCAACAUUGACUACAUCAACGACAGCAUUUCAGACUGCCAGGCCACCAUCAUGCAGAUUGAGGAGACCAAGGAGGAGCUGGACUCCACGGACACCUCGGUGGUGAUCAGCUCCUGCUCCCUGGCCGAAGCCCGGCUGCUGCUGGACAACUUCCUGAAAGCCUCCAUCGACAAGGGGCUGCAGGUGGCCCAGAAGGAGGCGCAGAUCCGGCUGCUGGAGGGGCGCCUGCGGCAGACAGACGUGGCCAACUCCUCUCAGAACCACGCCCUGCUGGAUGCCCUGAGGGAGAAGGCUGAGUCCCACCCCGAGCUGCAGGCACUGAUCCACAACGUCCAGCAAGAGAAUGGCUACACCAGCACAGAUGAGGAAGUUUCAGAGUUCAGCCUGGCCUCAGAUGGGAGCAUCUCCCAGUCUUUUACCAUGAAGGGCUCAGCAAGCCAGGAUGACUUCAAGUUCAAGGGGGAGCCCAAGCUUUCGGGGCAGAUGAAGGCAGUGUCAGCUGAGUGUCUGGGACCCACGCUGGACGUGUCCACCAAGAACAUCACCAAGUCCUUGGCGUCCCUCAUGGAGAUCAAGGAGGACGGGAUCGGCUUCUCCAUCCGGGACCCCUAUUACAAGGAGAAGGUGUCACGGACCAUCAGCCUGCCCACCCGGGGCAGCACCUUUCCCAGGCAGUCCCGGGGCUCGGACACCUCGCCCCUGACCCGGCGGAAAUCCUACGACCGUGGGCAGCCUGCCAGGCCUGCAGACAUUGGCUUCACACCGCCCUCCUCCCCACCCACCCGUCCGCGCAACGACCGCAACGUCUUCUCCCGUCUCACGAGCACCCAGAGCCAGGGAUCUGCCUUGGACAAGUCUGAUGACAGCGAUUCCUCUGUCUCGGAGGUGCUGAGGGGCAUCAUCAACCCGGUGGGUGGCACCAAGAAUGCCAGGACAGCCCCUCUGCAGUGUGUCUCAGUGGCAGAGGGACACACCAAGCCUGUGCUCUGCCUGGAUGCCACCGAUGAGCUGCUCUUCACGGGCUCCAAAGACCGCAGCUGCAAGAUGUGGAACCUGGUGACAGGCCAGGAAAUCGCCUCUCUCAAGGGCCACCCCAACAAUGUGGUUUCCAUCAAGUACUGCAGCCACACGGGGCUGGUGUUCACCGUGUCCACGUCCUACAUCAAGGUGUGGGACAUCCGCGACUCCGCGCGCUGCGUCCGCACCCUCACGUCGUCGGGCCAGGUGAUCUCUGGGGACGCGUGUGCCGGGACCAGCAGCCGCACGGUCACCAGCGUGCAGGGCGAGCACCAGAUCAACCAGAUCGCGCUCAACCCUGCGGGCACCGCGCUCUACGCGGCCGCCGGCAACGCCGUGCGCGUCUGGGAGCUCAGCAGGCUGCAGCCCGUGGGGAAGCUGAGCGGCCACAUCGGGCCCGUGAUGUGCCUCACAGUGAGCCAGACACCCAGCAACCACGACUUGGUGGUCACAGGCUCCAAGGAUCACUAUGUCAAGGUGUUUGAGAUCACGGAGGGCAUGGUGGGCAAUAUCAGCCCCACUCACAACUUCGAGCCCCCUCACUACGAUGGCAUCGAGUGCCUGGCCAUCCAGGGAGAUGUCCUCUUCAGUGGCUCCAGGGACAACGGCAUAAAGAAGUGGGAUCUGGAGCAGCAGGAGCUUAUCCAGCAAAUCCCCAAUGCCCACAAGGACUGGGUGUGUGCCCUGGCCUUCAUCCCCGGGCGCCCCAUGGUGCUGAGCGCCUGCCGAGGAGGCGUCAUCAAGGUGUGGAACGUGGACAACUUCACCCCAGUGGGGGAGAUCAAGGGCCAUGACAGCCCCAUCAACGCCAUCUGUACCAACUCCAAGCACAUCUUCACUGCCUCCAGUGACUGCCGGGUAAAGUUAUGGAAUUACGUGCCUGGGCUCACCCCUUGCCUUCCACGACGCGUCCUUGCCAUAAAGGGCCGUGCUACUAGUCUGCCUUGACCCUCCUGCUCUUGACUCUCUUGCUCAUAUGCUCCUCUUCUGUCUCUCCUUCCCUUUUCUCUCCAUCUCUCCCCUCUUUCUGUCCCUCUCACUGUUGCUUUUGCUCCUCUCUCUCUUUCCCUCCCCCCCCCCGUUUUUUCUCUGGUCUGAGCUGCUUCUUCACGGUAUGAAACUAUUCUGAGUUUUUCUCCACUUGAUUAGUCUUUGUUAGAAUGGACUCACCCCCUUGGCCCAGUCAUCCCCUGCCUUGGUUUCACUUUUUGGUUUUUUUUCCUCGCCAAGUGCCCACAUCUACUUUGGCACCUCAGUGGGAAGCCACGGCCUGCCCGUGCCUUUGCAUGGAUAGUGGGUUGGGAGUCAGCAGCCACCCCCAAAUCAGCCCAUGCCCCAGGAGCAAAGCAGCUCCCUGGAUUUCACUGCUGGAGCUCAUUCAGGGCGGGUAGGAGUCCUGGUGCGGGGUCACCCUUUCCCUUUGUCCCCAGCUGCUGCCAGAGGGGUGAGCUGGAGGCUGAGCCCCAUUGGGUUUGCCUUCUCCCCAAAGUGCACCAGACAAUUCCUGCCAGGGGAGAAGGGCCUGGAAGCUUGGAGGGCUGCAUGUUGCCGUGGUGGGGAGGGGAGGGCAGUGAGCACCCUGUGGGCAGUGCUGUGGGGCUCCUGCCCCAACCCCUGGGUCAUGCUGUCCCUCUCACCUUUGCUCCUCAGCGACUUGACAGUGAAGCUCUGGAGUGGGAGGAGGUUGCCUGCGGGGUCAAACUAGGAACUGCACAAAGACUGCAAGGCGUGGGCAGGGUGAGGGGCAGGGCACCUCCCCUGCUCUCAGUGAGGACUCAGCCACCCACAGGAGCUCAGCCCAGCACAGGGGUUUCUUUGUGCCUGACCCAACGGGGUGGACAAUGCUGCAUCUGGUACUCUGGUCAGCUCCUGUGAGGAAGCAGCUCUGUGGGGCAGCAGCAGCUCCACCUGCCCUCCUGCUGAGGUUUCUGAUGGUUCUCCAGUGAACAGGAAAUGUUUCAUCUCUCACCAUCCUGCUGUAAGGACUUUGGGGGUCAGAGGUCCCUGACUCCUCAGAGACACCCAGCUCCCUCCUGCCAUGGCUCUGCCGUGCUGUGCUGCUCCUGGGCUGGUUCCUGCAGGAGUCUUCUCCACUCCACGAGGACAUUUGGUGUCUGCUGGCCAGGACCACCACACAGAGGAUGCUUCUCUGGAGCCAUUACUUGUGAGACACCUCUGCUGUGCGGACUGCAGAAGGAUUUCCUGGUACUCCCAGCCUUCCCUUUCCUGUGUGGACGUGUCCCAGUGGUUGGAGGGAGCACUCUGAGCUCCUUUGCCAUGUCCCAUCUCGUGAGUUACAGCAAGUCUGGGAUGUUCUCCAUUGGGCAGCUGCCAGACUGACCUGCUACAGUUCCUUUGACAUUCUCCAAACCCCACUUGUAAACUCAACUGCCCCCUGGCUCUGGGCUCUUUCCCACAUACCCAGCCUGCUCAGCCCUGCUCUGGACAUCCUGACCCCAUCAGGGCUUUGUGCUGGGUUCCUGCACCAGUUAACCCCCUUGGGAUGGAGAAAUGAAGCAAGAAUGGAGCUUACAGGGCAGAAAGGCCAAGGCUGGAUUUGGCACCCCACUGCUGUGGCUCUGUCUGUCCUUCCCUUGGGUUCUGCCCUCAGACUCUGCCUGGACUGGAGCUUGCUCAGGCUGGGCCUGCAUGGAUGCAAGGCUGGAGAGGAGCCAGCAAGGCAGGGAGCAGCAGCCAGAGUCACUGGCAGGAGCAGAGGGGGACAGGGUUGCACACUGAUCUUGCACAAGUCCCUGACUCCCCCUGUGCUGGAAGGACAAUCCUGCAGUGGAUGAUCUCGCACAAUCUCAUCUCCUGGAGGGUCUGGGGGCUCCACCCUGGAGUGUUUCCCCAAGGACAUUCUGCAGGCUCUUUCCUCUGUCUCUCCUGUUCCAGAGGGGCUGGUAAGGCCCUGGUCACACACUGGAGCUUCCCUCAAUCUCUCCUAUGGCCCACUGGACCAUCCCCUGCUCUGUCCUGCCUUGUGGAAUGGCCGAGGAGACCCCAGGAUGGGUGUUCCUGCCUCACACACUCUCCUUUCCCCUUUGUCACAGAAGAAGCAGCACUUGAACUCAAAUUUAAGGAUUUCUCCAUGUGAUCCCGCAGCACUGAACUGGGAUCUUGGAGGCCAGGGGCUCCAGGACCUGCCCCAUCAAGCACAGACCAUUUCCCCUCUGCUCUCUCCAACCACGGUGAUACCAUGACCUGCCCCAGCUCAUCUGCCACCAACCCUUGUUCCAAGCACUCUGGCUGGAGUGAGGGGAUCCCUCUGCAUCUCUGCAUCAUGAAAGACAGGAAUUUCUGUAUUGAUUUGGUGGGGGAAGGGGAGGGUUGCCUUUUUUUGGGAAAAUUCCAUCCUGCUGGCUUGCCUUGUUGGAGGGUAAAUGGUACAUGUGUGUGAGUGUGUCUGUGUGUCUGUCUGUCUGCGUGUGUGUGUGACCCUGCCAGGACAGUCCCUGCUCCCUGUGAGUGUGGCUGAGCCCUGCGCAGCCAGGACUGGUGGCUGUGCUGAGGAGAGGCUCCCAUCCAUCCUGUGUGACCUGUGCAGGCCAGAAGUGCACAGAGAGCUCAGCACCCAGUGGCACACAGCCCUGGGGGUCUGCAGGAGGUGUCUCCCACCCCCCAGGCCUGUCUUGGAGGGGUUUUUACACUCAUCCCUCAGCUGGUUUGGCUGGAGGGGCUCUGUGUGUGUGUGGCUGUCUCUGGGAAGUGUUUGGCUGUAAGUAUUGAAUCUGUGUGCUCUGAGAUCUCCAGUGCCU